ACUGGCAUUGUUUUUUUUUUUUUUUUUUUUUCUAAUCCCUACAAUCAAUGGUGAUGUGUGUGUUUGUGUGUGUGAGUUUCGGUGAAGUGAGCUAUGGCGUUGGGUUGGAGAAAUCGGUGCAAGUAGCACUUGUGUAAGUGAUUUGAUAACUGGGUUCGGUGCCGAAUCAAGCUCCGGUUGAUGGAUUCAUGUUGCAGUAAUGUUGUCGUAGCGUGAUGCGUGGUUUUGCCCAAGAUUCCAUUGCUUCAGUUGCUGAGAAAUCGUUACAAAUUUGGGUGGAGAUGGUGACGAGGUGGUGGUGACGUACAAAUUCGAUCGUUAUUCGUACGUGAUUGGGUUAAUGGGGGUGUGGAUCUGGAUCCCUGGUAUUACAUUUUCCGAGUGUGAGGCUCAAAUGAAUGGUACAAUGAGUCACAUUCUUGCUGAGUGAGGUUUUUUUCGCUCGGAAGGGUUUGCGCAACAGAUUCCCAUUCUUGGUAGAGAGCUCCUGUGGUUGAUUUUAAUGUUGGUGUGGUUUCGAACGUUGUUAAGCUUUUUCUCUGAUUUUUUGUGUAUUGGGGUUAGAAGAAAAAAAAACGAGUGAGGGGGAGGAAGAUGGCCGGUUAGAGGAACUGGGCGAGCAUGUGGGUAGCAGCUCUGCUGUUAGUGGGUGGCGUUGGAAGCGCACUGGGCAACGAAGACGAUUGUGCUGUUGAGCUUUAUGACAAGAUAUUCCAUCCGAGUCUGGCGCAGACGAAGACUCCAUAUGCACUCGUGGAGUUUUUCGCGUCUUGCCACAUUACGAGCGUGUGGCAUGCUUGUUUAAUGAUCCGAAUGCAAUUCAUGAGGGUGAAGUGUACGUCACCAUGGUCAACUGCGCUCUAGAGAAAGUACUCACUGAAUUACGUAAGGCCGGGAACCCCAAACACCGAAACUGAAACAGCAAAGCAGCAGUUCUCGGAGGAGCUUGGCGUUUGGGAGUUAUCGCUUAUGUUCAGAACUUGAUGUGAGAUCGUAAAUGCCAUGUGUUCAUGAAAAGAUUUCUGGAAUGCUGCAUGAUGUUGAAGAAGCCACGGCGUAUGCUUUUUCAUACAUGUUGGAUGAGAAGAUGCUACGGUCAUCCAGUCACUCCUCUUUUUUGGAUUUUUUGCAUCUCUUGGAAAUGCAACAUCCCUCACACAGGAUGCAAUAUCAGGUGUCGGAUUGGGAGUGCAAAAUUGCUGCAGGACUCAACGAAAUGGUGGCCUGGCAGCCAGCUUCAACCUACAAAUGCGUUGAGGAAGCAACAGUUGUGCGGUCCAGGCUUACCUCGUCGCUUCUGGGAAGCUUGCGAUGGAAAAGGUCGCGGUUACAAGUGAACGACUUUCUACUUGAGGUUUACUGCGGAUUGUGGCUAUUGCUUCAUUCAUUGACAGUUCGAGUACAAGAAUUUGAGGCUACCUUUGCGAAGUUAGCUAUAGAAGCAUUUGUUGACGACUUCUACAAAUGUGAUCAUUGUCGUGAUCAUUUUCGGAAUGCAACCACCAGAAGCCAAGCUAGUCCACGAAUAAGUAAGAGGGACCUGGUCCUAUGGCUGUGGAGGAUCCACAAUAUGAUCACUGAGGUUGUUGCAUCAGAGGAACACAAAACGGAAGGAAAUUCGUCGAAGUUGUGGCCAGCAGAGAAUGACUGCCCCGCAUGCCGCGACAAAACCAGCAGCUUGACUUUCGACUGGGACGAGGAGGCUGUGUACUAUUACCUAUUGGACUUUUAUGGGCCUUCUCCUCAGAACCCUGGAAAUGGGAUGAAAGUACGCCCUAAUUUAAAUUCUAAUUUAAAUUCUUUACAAUGCAUAUUUCUAAUUGUAUUAUUUAUUUUUUUACAAAAAAAUCUUAUCAUUAACUUCUUCAAAUGUAGCAACAAUAAAACUAAUAUGUCUAUUAAGUUUAAAGUUGUUUGAAUAAUAAUUUGAAAG
Molecule: messenger RNA, 1933 nt
Organism: Physcomitrium patens
Lineage: Eukaryota; Viridiplantae; Streptophyta; Bryopsida; Funariales; Funariaceae
Source: RefSeq, a predicted model, not a curated record